GAAAGAUUUCAAAAUGUCACGUGGAAAUCACGCUGAGUGAACACAAACAAGAGUGCCUUAGCUCAUCCAUAACAGCGGCGAAAUAAUUUGAAGAAGUACAUAACAGCGGCGAAAUAAUUUGAAGAAGAACGCGAAGUUUCAUCCCCUCAGUUAAAAGGAAUAUUCCAGGCAAAAAUGAGACAGUAAUAGAAAGGAAAUGCCCUUGCUACGAAGAAAAACUACACAGUAAAAAUCUCCAUUUCAGAUUACGACGUUUGUUUCCAUAGAAAUAGCCCAAAGUUGCAGAUCAAUAUCGGAGACCUGCAAGACAAUUAUGGAGCAUUUCAGGCAAAAUGGGACAGUAGUAGAGAGGAGGUUUCCCCAACUAAGAAGAAAAACCACUCAGUAAAGGUCUCCAUCUCGGUCUACGAGGGUUGUUUCCAUAGAAACAGUUCAAGUCAAUUCUCACAGCCCUUCACAGUUAAGAAACAAAAAGUAACUGCAGACAUGGAAAAUAUUAACUACAGCAGUAUCAUCUGGGAACUACGUGAGCGGCUCACAAAAGAAGUGGAUCCACACUCGGUAGUGACUUAUUUGGUUAAUUGCAAAGUGAUGACCUCAUCUGAUAAACAACGCAUUGAACAAAUCCGUCCACCAUCAAAAAGAACGAGUACAUUGUUGGAAAUAAUAGCCAUGAAAGGACGAAGGGCAUAUGAAAAUUUUGUAAAAGCAUUGGAGGAAGAUGAGUGCUUUGUCGCCUAUUAUCUUGUACGAAAAGAAAUGGAAGGAUUAAAGAAAGAAGCGACUCGUGCAAGUGAAAAGAUGGCGACGUUGCAAGAUGAAAUUGAUCAGUUAAGAAAAGAUUUAGGGAAGGAGCAGCAAGAGCACCAAAAAACUCGGCAGGAACUUGAAGAAAUAGAAAUUCUCACACAAGAACUAGAAAAACAGAUAGGAAAACUGGAAGAUGUCAUGUACACCACUUCUGAGGAGGGAAGGGCUGCACAGUGUUUGGAAGAAACUGCAAAAGAAAAUGAUCAUCAACAAAAAGUCGUCACUUCGAAACAUAUCCAAGCAAUCGUUGAUCACGUAGAGGAACCUUUAACGAUGGACUUGGGUGCUUGCCUGGAACUUCCAACACCAGUGUUUAUGAAUAUUGAAGAACAGGAUGAUUUAAGCCGCAAGAAGAUUUGGAAAGUGCUCAUCAAGUGGAAACAAAGAAAAGGAAAGGGGGCUACACUGGGUAUUCUAGUAGAUGUCCUCUACAAACUAAAACAGACAGAGGCUGUUGAUAAACUGUUAGGAAUGGAAGGAUUGGAGAAAGAAGCAACUCGUGUACGUUCACAGAGCGCGAUGUUGAGAGAUGAACGUGAUCAGUUAAGAACGAAUCUAGAGGAGGAGCGACAAAAGCAUGCAAUAACUAGGCAGGAACUUAAAACCUGUGAAGCGAAAUUAGAGCAGUUACUUAUACCUUCUAAAGGAAAUGAGGAGUCAAAAACUACGAAACGGAAAGAAGAGAAAGCUCAAUCUAAAGUACAACAAGCGAAUAUAGAAAAAGGAAAUGAGGAGUUCGAAUCUGGUAAAAACAAAGGAGCGAAAGCUGUGACAAACGCUCAACAAAAGUUGACUUUAACAGGAAAACACAGAACCUGCCAGGAUUUAGAGACGUGCCAGCAAGAUUUGCGUGGAAAGUUGAAGCCACCAAAAACCCUCCGCCCAAUUUAUUAUGACCACAGGACUGUCGUAAAGGCCAAGGAAAUAAUUUUCCCUGGGAGUGGCAGGGAAAAAGAUGCUCCUACUUUUAAGACCCCCCUUCCUGCUCUUCCUGAGGUUGGGAAAGGAAACAUUGGAAAGAAAAAACCGUCCUCAAAGAUCCUUUCGGAAGAAGAAGAAGAAAACACGGCUAAAAACAUGGACUUAAAAGAAAGCAAAGGAAAGCAACAGGAUAGUAAGGGGUAUUAAAGCAAAUAAGUGGAGUGUGAUCAAAGGUUUCAAUCAAUGUAAAUCACCGUUGCUUGUCGACAAAAGUUAAAAAUUAUAUAUUCACCGAAUUGGAGGUGAGUAGUAGUUGCUAUUCACUCCCAAACUAGCCAAUCAGCGUGCACGAUAAGCACCAUUCACAUUUGUGUUAUAUUAGAAUUAAAAAUAGCCUAAGAGUAUUAGGAAAUCAGCUUGUCACUAGUAAGAAAGUAUCCAUAGCUCGGCGCCAAUUGGGCUUUAUGAGCUCGAAGUUCGCGUCGUAUGGAAUUGGAUGCGGAAUGCUAAUGAGAAAAAAAUGGGCGAGUGAACGCAGAAAAACUCAAAAUGAUGAUACAAAUGUCAAAGGUCAAAGAUUGGGCAGAGGACAAGCCACGUUUGAAUGGCUACAUAACGCUUGCUGGUUGAAUAGCGGAGGUUUUUUCUCGCGCAUCUUAACAUCGUCCUCAAUUCAGUUUCUGCUCGUGAAUACUGGCUGUGUAGUUUUUCCAAUUGUAUUGCUCAAAAUCUCGUGGGUGUCUUCUAACAGUGUCGGUUGAGUUUUGUUCUUUAAACAGUAAUACGAUUCUAGUACUGUUAAGACGGCUGUUAGUGUGGUUUUUGCUUUCAGUAGUAUUUGUCACUUUGGUCAGAAACUGUGAAUUGAUAGAGUCAACAGGAUGUGUAGGGUACUUUAGUCUGAAGAAGAGAUCUUUCAAACGUGCGCAUUCUUUGGAGAAGUAUUCCCAAGAGGAAGAUAGGUAGUAAGUUCUGUUAAAGAUUGUUCUUGUAAGAGCUAUUUUAUACCGAAAGUCCAUGUGACUUUGAUAGCGUAGGAGAAGGCUUGAGUUCGUUGGUUUUACUUAGACUUUUGUUCUUCAAACUCUCCAUUCUUCAAUAAUUCCAUGCCAAGAAAAGGCAGUGAGUUGUUUUUUGACAUUUCUAUGGUGAAGUGGAUUGAAGAGGAUAUUCAACGUUCAGAAAAAAUGCCGCCCUUUUACAGACAAUACGUCCAUGAUACGUCAACGACUACUCUCAACGAGUCCUCAGCCAAUUCUUUUCUGGAAACCCUCAACACCAGUCAGCCGUCUAUUCAGCUUAUUCCGAAUUUUCAGUGAUCACGGAAGCUACUACUGUCAAUAGUUCAGAUAUAAUAUCGUAAAUGCAUGCAAUUUUAUCAUAUAUUCCUGUUUUAAAAUUAAUUUUCCGGAUUGUACACCUCUGUUA
Stylophora pistillata is the source of this 3159-nucleotide messenger RNA. Its product is annotated as periplakin-like. Lineage: Eukaryota; Metazoa; Cnidaria; Anthozoa; Scleractinia; Pocilloporidae. The record is from RefSeq and is a predicted model, not a curated record.